Messenger RNA from Thelazia callipaeda (thelaziosis nematode), 453 nucleotides. NCBI's taxonomy places the organism in Eukaryota, Metazoa, Nematoda, Chromadorea, Rhabditida, Thelaziidae. The record is from the annotation of a GenBank genome assembly.
AUGGGCCCCAUAAUUAACAUUUUCAUUGGAAAUACUGGAACAUGUCGAUUUAGCAGCGAAUGUAUAGGUGACUUCUUUUGUUGGAAUGGUUACUGUUGGGCGAAAGGAAGAGCAGAUGACUCUUGCCUUGAGGAUGAUCACUGCAUUUCUGGCCUUAUUUGUUCCAAUUUUCUCGACGCAGGAGAAAAACUAGACGGCAGAUGCGUUCCACAUAAAAAGAGUUCUUACUCUUCAUAUUCAACGAAUAUUAGUACUAUUGCUACAACAAGCCAAACUGCACUUACAACGAAAGCUGACAAUAUCGAAACAACCACUAACAAUAUUAAUAAUCGUAGUGAAAGCAGUGCCACUUUCGAAACAACUCCAUAUCCACGAACAGAUGAGACCACUUUUGAUUCAACAACGAUCUCAGUGACUGACGAAUCAACAUAUGAAAGUGUAGCUUCAGAGACA